Molecule: messenger RNA, 933 nt
Organism: Penicillium taxi
Lineage: Eukaryota; Fungi; Ascomycota; Eurotiomycetes; Eurotiales; Aspergillaceae
Exons: 1
Coding region: 1-933 (310 amino acids)
Source: RefSeq, a predicted model, not a curated record
AUGGCAGCUGUCGUUCGGCGUAUUGAUGAGUAUCUCGAGACUGCACCGGAUGUCCACCCGGAUGAUUACACAAUCAUGAGCGGUAAAAACGACACCGACAGAGAUGAGGUCAGUCUGUACAUCAUGCGCGACGUUCUCAGCUGGUGGGUUCACUGGGGUGGAGCACUGCGACCAGAGGACUACUGGAAGCAGAUUUAUGUCGCCUUCGCUGCCAUUCCCGAUGAUUUCCAGAUUCCCCCUGCAGCCUUUUUGGACGGAACCUACCGCUUCCUUGGCCACACUUGGGAAGACUGCCGCCAAGGCCUACUCGGCGAGGGUAUGCUCCCGACUGAAGUCGAGUUUGUCGAGAUGUGUCUUUGGCGACAGAUACUCACGCAGUACUUUGAGAAAGUAGACCCGGAAGUGUACCGAUUGCUGAGAUCGAAGACUACAAUCAUGACCCAGUACCGAGUGCUUACCGGAAAUACACUUGGGUGUGCGGCUCUGAUCCUGGCGACUGAAGGCCUCGUAUCGGGAGGGGUCGAGGACAAUGCACUCGAGAUUGCCUCUAUUGCUCAGUGCUUGAGCAUGGACAUGGCCAAAGAGGCGCUGGGUAUCCUGCAGGGUGAGAAGACGGAGACGGUGGCGGGAAAUCGUACACAGCUCAAAGCAGAACUGCGCUGGAUCUACGUUCGAUGCAUGAAGUAUCUUGAGACUCAGCCCAAUGCGCACUUGCUGCGGCGAUUUGCUUCUGCUGGGCUCCACUAUGUUCCUAUGAUGGACCGGUAUCUUGAGCGCGUGCGUGGCAAUGUCAGGUUCCCGAUUCGAGCCUCCACAGCGCGCAUUCUUGAGCCAUUUAUCAAACGAGCUUAUGUUUCCGAGAAGCUGAACCCUGAGGGCCAACUCUUCGAGACGUCGAAUAAUGGGUUCAAACUGCCCACUAUCUGUGCUUAG